Molecule: messenger RNA, 492 nt
Organism: Plasmodium gallinaceum
Lineage: Eukaryota; Apicomplexa; Aconoidasida; Haemosporida; Plasmodiidae
Exons: 1
Coding region: 1-492 (163 amino acids)
Source: RefSeq, a predicted model, not a curated record
AUGAAUUUUGAAAAAGAAAAGGAUAAUAAUAAAAAAAAAAAAAAUUCAAAUAAAAGUGAAAGACUUGAGGAAAAAUGUGUCAAUGAAGAGAAAAACAACAUAAAUGAUGCAACCAGUGAUAUAUCAUUAUUACUUUCAUUAAAUAAUUAUAAUGAAUAUAAUGUAAAAAAAAAAAAAAAAAAAAUUGAAGAAUUUAAUAUUAAAAAGGAAAGAAAAAAGAAGGAUAAUGUUUCCUCAUCAGAAUGUAUAUUAUCUGAUGAAUUAAAACAAGAAAAUACAAAAAAAAUUGAUAGUCAAAUAAGUAAUACUUCAAAUGAAAAAUUGAAUAUAAAAAAAGAAAAAGGAGAAUUUGAUGAUAUGGAAUUAUGUGUAAAUAAUAAAAAAAAAGAAAAAAAAAAAAAAAAAGAAAAAAAUAAUAUUUUAAAGGCAAUUAUUGCUUUUUUUUUUAUUAAAUUGUUAACAAUAUGUAAUAAGGGAAAUGCAUGCAUAUAA